This is a messenger RNA of Hydra vulgaris (swiftwater hydra), 4221 nucleotides long. Its product is annotated as echinoderm microtubule-associated protein-like 1. The record is from RefSeq and is a predicted model, not a curated record. Gene Ontology annotation, molecular function: protein binding. Lineage: Eukaryota; Metazoa; Cnidaria; Hydrozoa; Anthoathecata; Hydridae.
UUUUUCUUUUUAAAGUAUUUUUUGUGUUUUCUCUUUAUCUUAUUUUCUGUAUUGGUUCUUUGGUAGAACGCUGGCUUCAUAAGCAAGUAUCAAUCCUUAUGUCCCUGGUAGUAGAUAGCAUCCUGCUUAAGUUGAUAUUUGCAAGUGGUCUUGUUCUUUAAGGUUUAUGUUUUGGAGUUCUAAGUUGGAAGAGGAUUGUGACAACAAUAUUACAAAAAAAAUUAUUGUGGUCUUAGGAAUAGGAUGGAAGUUAAUCAUAAAAAAGUACUUUGUGCAGCAUUAUCAGAUGUUAAACGUUAUUAGAAAAGUAUGGUAAACUGUAUAUGCAUUCUCAAUGGAAAACAAAAAUUAUUGGCGGAAGGUUGGUUACUGUCCCUAUUCAUUAUGAAAGUGCUCCCAUUGAACAAGAUCAUCCAGAACUAUGGGUUACUAAAUCACAGUGCACCAAUAAUCGAAUUGAAGCACAUCGUAAUAAGCAGCGAGCACUGAAACAGCUACAUUCAUCUGUUCUUGAUCCUCAAGAUUAUUGCAUAAGUAAUGUCGAAAUCUCAAACCAUUCAAAUUAUUUUUUGGAACAAGAUAACAGAAAAAAUCAAAAGUUCGGUAUGCUAAACACACAAAAGCAAUUUUCUUCAUCGUCAUCUUCUGUUAAUUUUUUGAGAAGGUUGAAUUUAGCACCUCGUUUGCGGUUUGAACUUGAAAAUGAACUGUAUUUGUUAAAUAAAUCAAAGAAUUUUAAUACAAAUAAUCUUCAUAGCAUGCUAAGAGCAUUAGACAAGUAUCAGACCGGAAAACUAUAUUUUAAGGAGAUAUUGCAAGAAUUAGAUGCAUUGGACAAUGGUUUGAAUUUAACUGUCUUUUUUGAAACAAUGCAGUAUUGCAAUUUCCAAUCUAAUGGUCUGAUUGAUUAUGAAAUUUUUAUGCAAAUAUUGUCUGAGUUGCAACCAACAUAUUUACCACCAAUUGAUGUAAGUAACAGUCCUAAAGUAUUUCCCUACAACACAAAAAAAUUCAAUAAGUUACCCGAAAGUUCAUCUAAUGAAAAUAUUUUAUCAAGUCAUCGAUUGGAGGACUUUUCAAGAAUACCAUACACCAUACACCAAAAUAUCUCUGUAAAUACUUCAUCAACCAAUAAAUAUAACCAAGCCAAUGAUUUAUUAAAGAUUUUACCUCCUGUACAAAAUAGUGAGUCAAACAAUGUUGUUUAUGGCAAAAAUUCAGAGACUUACUCAUUGGAAAGACUUUCUCCAUCUGUAAGCAAGAGUACUUGUGUUGUCAACAUACCUUGUGUAAGCAAUAGUCCUUGCUUUGACAGUUGUAAAAAGCGCAACUUUAAAAAUACCUCAAGUAGUUACUAUGAUAAAACAAAUAGGAAGCUCUGGAUAAAAGAUAGAAAAUUAAAAAGUACAGAAUCCUUAAGUGAUCAAUGCUGGUGGAAAAAAAGUCAGAUUGAUGAUUCAAUUGAUGAUGUAGAUAGUAAAGCACGUAAAGGCUGGAGCGAUUCAGAAAAAAUUAAAACUGUGAAAGGGAAAAUUCGUAGAGAUAAAGUUUUUAUAGAAAUCAACAACACAGAAAAAAAGAAUUUGACAAAUGAAAAAAGUCAUUCCGAUUCAGAAUGCCAUUAUACCUCUGACAUAAACAGCGAUUUCUAUACAACAACUGAUAUUGAGAUUACACUGGGCAGCUUAGCUAAGAAAAAAAUUCCUAAAAAAACAUGUUUUGAAAAUGUGCUGAUUGUUGAUCCAAUAUCUGUCUUAAAAGCUUCUGAACCUACUAAUUUAGUUGUUUUACCAAAAAUAGAGAAAAAAAAUGAAUUAGUAGUGAAAGAGGAUGAAAAAAAACCUUCUAACAAUCAAUCGAUUAUAAAUGAGGAGGAAGAAAAACAAGGGAAAACCUCUAAUAACAAGUUAUGUAACAAUGCAUUAAAAAUAAAUAUGUGUGAACCAACUGACCUAAUUGUUGAUUACAAAAAUCAAAAUGAAGAUGUGGGCACUAAUGUUAUUUUCAAAACUUUAGGUGCUUCUAAAAAUCAUGACUCACUGAUUAACAAUUGUGUACAUGAAAAGAACAACUUAUUACCUAAAUCAGUUAAUGUUGAAGUAAAGGGAAUUACAUAUACUCUAUAUCCUUCAAUGAAUUUACAUUUACCAGAUUUAAAAAAUCAAAAUAUAAAGAAGAGUUUGUCAUUAGAAUGGAUAUAUGGUUUUAGUGGUUCAAAUAUCUUCAUAACUUCUCCAAAAGUGCUGGUGUUUCCUGUUUGUACCAUUGUUGUUCUUUUGGAUCCAGAAAAGAAAAGUCAAGUUUAUUAUCGCAAACACACUCAUAAUAUAACUUGUUUUUGUGUUGAAAAAAAUUUGGUUGCAAGUGCGCAAAAUGUGAAAACUGGCAUUUCUCAUAAGGGAGUGAUUUACAUUUGGAACUCUGUAAAGUUGAAUACUGUUUUUAAAAUUCAUACAAAAAACAAAGUUUGUACAAUGAGAUUUCUUAAACCUGAGAAUCCUUUUAAUUCAUCUGUGGUAAACUACAUUGCUACAAUUCAAGAAAAUGAUCACAAUAAGCAACUACUUAUAUACAAUGUUUCAACUGAAGAGAUAGUCUAUCAUAUGGAACUUAAAAUUUCUGGUGACGUUUUUAUUGCUUCAUCUCCUAUAAAUUCAUCAUUUGUUACAUUCGGUAGUAGAACACAUAUGGCAUUCUUUACUAAAGUUUCUGGAGAAAAUUCUUGGUGUAUGAAUGUUGUUCAUUGUAAUGAAGUUGCAGAUGAAAACAAUCUAACUUCUGGAACAUACAGAGAUAAUGGAGACUUUUUAGUUGGUGAUUGUAAUGGUAAUAUCUAUGAAUCAAAAGCCAGUUCAAGGUUUAAUGGCCAGUUUAGAAUCAAUCAUAUAAUUAAAAAUGCACAUAGUGGUCCUAUUUCUUCACUGGUUUCAACAAAGCAAGCAUUUAUUACUGGAUCCUGCAAAGAUUUACAGAUAAAAUUGUGGGAUAAAAACCAAAUUCAAGUUUGUCUUUCAAAAAUGGCUGAAUCAUGUGUUGGUUGUUUAACCUUAUGUUUAAUGGAAAACCUUUUGUAUGUUGCAACAGUGAAUAAUUCAAUUAUUAGUUUGGCUAUUGACAUCCCUUUACCCAAAAUAAAUAACUUGUGUGAGGGUCAUGCAGAUGAAAUAGUUGGCAUCUGCCCACAUAUAUCUUAUGGUGAGAUCUGUUAUUCCCUCUCUUCUGAUGGAUCUUUAAACAUGUAUAAUGUUGAAAAUAAAGUUCUUGUUUGGUCUUACUCAUUAAAGGGUAAUGGUAGCUGUAUGACAGUUCAUCCUUGUAAAGAUUUUUUAUUCAUUGGGUGUCUAAAUGGAAGUAUUCAUGUAUUGGACUCUUGUUUGGGAAGCUUCAUUGAAAAAUUUAAAAAUGAGAGUUCUUCUAUUUCUUGUUUACAAUUUUCAAAAGAUGGUGUUUUCUUAGCAUCUGGACAUAUGAAUGGCAAAAUUCUAGUUUAUGAUUAUAAUAACAAUUGUGUCAUUCACAGAGCAGUGGUUUCUGAAUAUGCUAUAUCAUCCAUUGAUUGGUGCAUGUCAAAGAAUUUGCUUCGUGUGCAAACUCAUCGAGUAAAUUUGAUAUGUUAUAGUAUUGAUUCAAGUUCUCUUAUUGAACCAUUUGAAUCCAUUGAAUGGGAGACUAAUAAUUGCUCAAUAUCGUAUGAAACUUCAGGUUUAUGGAGCACAAAAGGUUAUAAAGCAAAUAAGAUGUGUGUUUUGCAAGAUCACUCUUUAAUUACAUUUUGUACAGAACAACUAUUGUGUCUCGUUACUUAUCCAUAUCUCUUUUGUAAUAAGGGCUUUGUUCAAGUAAAAUCUCUCUAUGGAAGCGGACAAGUUAAACAAAUAAUGUUAUCCUCUGAUUGCACUCAUUUGUUCUUGUGUUUUAAUGACGGCUGCUUGUGGCAGUGGAAAAUAAAAAGUUUUUAACUUAUAUUUUUAAACCAAUUUUCACAUAACUUGGUGCGUUUUAUUUGUAUUCUUACAUUAAAUAUUUAAUUUUUAUUAUCUAGCAUAGUUUAAAUGAAAAAAAAAUUACUAUUUUGAAAUAACUUAUUUUUUUUAAAAAAAAAAAGAUCUAUUUUAUAAUGUAAAUAUUUUUAAUUAGAGAUAAUUUAUAAUUUAUUUUCUAUUUUAAACAAUUUAUUGUGUAUACAUAGAGUAUUGGGAAUUUAUUAAUGUUUUAUGAUUA